AUGAUCGUGGUUUUGAUACAUCGUCAGAAGCUUAGUCUUUCCAAGACAGCUUAUCAUGCGUCUCUUUCUCCUUGUUCUGUAAAUAUUCAGUUGCAUAACAGACAUUUUGCAGCUGCUACAAGGCCUGAAAAGAAAACGAAAAAAGAUCCCAAAGGAAAAGCAUCAGAUGAAAAACAAGAUGAGAUAGAAAAGAUAAAGUCAUACCACUACAUGGAAGGUGAGCCUGAAGAUGAUGUCUAUUUGAAAAGAUUAUACCCAAGACAGAUAUAUGAUGUGGAGAAAGCUAUCCACCUACUUAAGAAAUAUCAAAUUCUGGACUUCACUUAUCCAAAGCAAGGUGUUUAUCUUGAUUUGACAUUGGAUAUGUCACUACAAAAGAAGAAAAAAGUGGAGCCAUUUGCCAGUGUCCUUCGUUUUCCAUACCCAUUCACUUCAGAAAUCAAUAAAGUUGCUGUAUUCACUGGGAAUGCAUCAGAGACCAAAAUAGCAGAAGAAAAUGGAGCUGCGUUUGCAGGAGGAACUAAUCUGAUACAGCAAAUUUUGGCUGAUGAGCUUCAUGCAGACUUUUAUGUAGCUGUUCCAGAAAUAAUGCCUGAGCUUAAUCCACUAAAGAAGAAACUGAAAAAAAGAUUUCCAAAACUUGCUCGAAAAUCCAUUGGCCGUGACAUCCCCCAAAUGCUUGAAUUUUUCAAAACUGGACAUGAAAUUGUAGUAGAUGAAGAAAAGGAGAACUUUCUCCAGACCAAAAUAGCAACAAAACAGUCCUUUGACAAUGCAAGUGAAAAUUUAACUUCUAGAAUUUCACAAAAUGAGACUGCCAAUAUGAAAGCAGUUAUCAGUGAUGUUUGUAAGCACAGACCGCUGAGUUUGGGACCGUUUGUGAUACGUGCUUUCCUUCGUAGCUCAACAAGCGAAGGUUUGGUACUAAAGAUUGAGCCUUUGUUGCCUAAAGAAGCAGAAACCCAAACAUCUAAUAAAGAAGCUGACUAA
Chrysochloris asiatica (Cape golden mole) is the source of this 990-nucleotide messenger RNA. Its product is annotated as 39S ribosomal protein L1, mitochondrial-like. The transcript has 10 exons. Gene Ontology annotation, cellular component: mitochondrion; large ribosomal subunit. The record is from RefSeq and is a predicted model, not a curated record. Gene Ontology annotation, molecular function: structural constituent of ribosome; RNA binding. The coding region runs from base 1 to 990 and encodes 329 amino acids. Gene Ontology annotation, biological process: translation. Lineage: Eukaryota; Metazoa; Chordata; Mammalia; Afrosoricida; Chrysochloridae.